UGUAAAUGCAUACAUAGUAUCUAAAGCUUCUAUCAAAUAUUGAACAUGAUUUUAAAGAACAAUAAUUUGCGGUGUACCAGCAAGAGUUUUAAUAGAAUAAAAGCGGUAGUUUUUAGAUAGCGGCAGAUUCUCUCACAGUUUUGAAUUAGUGAUUAUACUGAGCUAUGACGUCACUUCCGCGUUCACGACGUUGCCAGAUCGACCAUUGUUUCGUUCGCGAAAGCAAAAACUGCUGGCGGAGUGUGUCGUGCCCGUCGUGCUUAUACUCGUGCUCGUACUUGUACUCGUGAUUCGUCCGAAUUUGUUGAAAGUUAGCUGUAGUGUAUUGCAAAGAGACGAAUUAUGACAAAGUCGGUAAAAAGUAUGGAGCGAUUGCCUUGGGCAUUCGUUAAAUAGCACGGAGUAUCGUAUGGAUACCAGGCGGCCAGUCAACAUUCCCAAGUAAAUCUCAUAGAGUUUUCUCGACAUAGUGUCCUAGCAAAUCCAACAACGAGUCCCUUAUUACAGAGAGAUUAUUAGCUGAGUGCAUUGAACACAUCUUUAAAUACAGAAAAUUGAAAGAGAAAGAACAGUGAGAAAAAAAAACAUAUAGUAAUAUGCAGCGGAUAUGGUUUAUAGAGAACAAAGAGGAGAAGGAAUCCAAACAACUAGAGGUGCCACGUGAGACUUGCUCCAUCGAGGUGGAAGCAGAACAAACAUCAGACAUGAGGGGUUCUAAAAGAGACUGGAUUUUUAGAGUCCAGGUACAUAAGUUAGAAAAAAACGAAGUUUUGUACGUUGUGGGUAAUUUGCCUGAACUGGGUUCUUGGAAUCACAACCAAGCAUUUCAAUUAACGCAAGAACACGACAGCCGGGAUUCUCCUGUACUUAUUGAUAGCAAUAGUAGUGGCGAAUUUUAUAAUGACGAUGUACAUGACAAUGCUGGGAAUUUUUUUGGUGAAGACGAUGACGAAGGUGGACAAAUAUUUUCGCAAAAAGUUCAACUUCCCAUUGACGUUGACAUAGAAUUCCGGUACUUUGUUGCUGUCAUCUGUCAAUUGAAUGGUACUAAAAACUCGGCCAAGACUCUCAUCGUUCGCAGAUGGGAGACUCAUAUGGCACCGCGCCUUAUCAAGAAGAACACACCUAGUAAUUUUGCUGGUGAUACAUUGCCAGAUCCUGACAGAUUCGGAUAUUAUAAUCGCUAUUGCAAGAUCGAACGCGGCUGGUUGACCGAUGAAACUGUGAUACAAUUUAAGCUUUUUAAUAAUCCGAUCAAGCUGUGGAAAAAUCGACUACAGAAUAAAAAAGUUCAUAUUAAAAUGACACCUGUAAAUCUAGUUAGGCACAAUUCCUUAGAAUUGCAACAAUUUGGAGGUGAUUGCGUAGAUGAUAGUCUUUCUAUGGAUACCCAAGAUAUUAUUGAUCAGGCAGCUUUCAGUAUUACAGAAGUUGCGGCAAUGAAUGAUGAAGAAGCUCGUUUCAAGAUACAAGAACAAUUUGGCCGAGCUUACAAUGAAGACGAAUUUGUUAUCUUCAAUGUUGCGGUGCGAUAUCCGGAAACUAUCGCAUACUUAGUGGACUACUACGUGUACAGCUCAAGGUGUUUUCCAGGAGAACCACCUAGUCAUAUCGGUUUCAGCUACAUCUUGCCUAGCACAUUACAAUCUAGUGUCGGACUUUUAACAGUGCCAAUUACAAGCACCAAACAUAGACCAAUUGGGCAACUUACAGUGGAAUAUGUUGUAAUAAAACCAAUUCCGGAUUAUCCAUGGAACAUGAGUAUUUCAUACACGAAACAUUGGGAACAACGGUGGUCUGGCCUGGACGUAGGACACAGAGGAUUGGGCACAUCUUUCCAAACGAAAAACUGUGCUAACGUACGUGAAAAUACAAUAGCUUCUUUAAAGACUGCAUCGUAUCAUGGCGCUGAUAUGGUCGAGUUUGAUGUUCAGCUAUCUAAGGAUCUUAUACCCGUCAUUUAUCACGAUUUUUUUGUAUCUAUUUCGUUGAAACGAAAGAAACAAAUCGAAGCUAUGGACAUGCUGGAAAUUCCUGUUAAGGAUCUUACAUUAGAACAGUUACAUCUGUUAAAGGAUUUUUAUUACCCGGAAGACUCGUUGAGUAAGGUGCUGUAUUUUGUUGAUAAAACUGAACAAGGGGUUGACCCACUGGUUUAUCACGUGGCUGAAGGUCGAGAGAAAAAUCCAAGAUUCUUUGAUGAAGAUCUGGAAGAUCAUCAGCCCUUCCCUACACUUCAAACUGUGCUUCAAGAAUUGGAACAACACGUCGGAUGUAAUAUUGAAAUUAAGUGGACUAUGCAGUUGAAGGACGGCACGUUCGAGCUUAACCAUCCAUUCGAUCUCAACUUGUAUUUAGACACGAUAUUGAAAGUCGUUUUGGAAUACGGAGGCGAUAGAAAAAUUGUUUUCUCGUCGUUUAAUCCAGACAUUUGUGCCAUGAUACGUCUAAAGCAAAACAAAUACCCGGUAGUAUUUUUGACACAAGGUGUCACCUCGAAGUAUCCGACUUACCACGACCCAAGGUGUCAAACAGUACCGAUGGCUGUUAGACACGCGUUGGCAGCUGACAUCUUAGGCAUUAAUGUUCAUACCGAAGAUAUCCUCAGAGAUCCGUCGCAAGUUAAAUACGUUAAGGACGCAGGAUUAAUUAUCUUCUGUUGGGGAGAUGACAAUAACGAUAAAGAUACGAUUCAACAUUUGAAGAAGCUUGGUCUACAUGCAGUUAUUUACGAUAAAAUUGACGAGUACAAUGCGAAAGAAGUUAAGGAAAGCAUAUUCCUAGUUGACGCGAGAGAAAAUCAAAAGGCACUAAUCGCUUUGGCUCAGUGUAACCAGAGCUGUACACCACAGCCUCAAAUUACUAAUACGUUAAAUAAGGAAACUGACUACUAUAUGGACAUCGACAACUCGCGAAACAUGAUUACUGCAUCAUCAACCACAUCCUCGCUUGCGUCUUUUGAUAAGAACAAUAUCGGCAACGAGAAUAUUUAUUCCAUGUCGACCGUCAAAUUACAAACUGGAUGCGAACAUCAGGAAAGUGAAGACAUUAGUGAAAUGACAAAAGAUUUUAGUGUUUGCGCGAAAUCGUUUGGUCACGCAGUAAAACCUAAAAGUAUCUCAGAUUUCGUUUGCGGGCAGACGACUACGGAGAUCUAUGGAGAGGACGAGUCUACGAAGGACUGCCUCUGAUGUUUCUCCUUCAAAAACCCUUUCAUGCUGUGUUUUGACCCAGAAGACGUUGUUUAGAAAAGGACCUACCACAGACAGAGAGACAAGAGAAAGUCGCAGGAAAAUUUUUGUAAUUCUAUAAUUUGCUAUAAUGGACAUCUAUAAGGGAGUUAAACAAUUCAAGUUUCCCCUAAGAGUCCUAGGAUCCAAGAAAAGCAGAAUCGCAUUAACGGCCAUUACACAGAGUGUACUCAUACAUCGAUACACAAGGAAGACGACCGAUCGUCUUUUCAAUGUCAUUUAUCAUUCCUUCGUUCAGUCGGCUUAAUUGUUCAUUUUAUAUAUUGUGUCUUACUUCUAACUCUAUAUGAUGGCCUUUUUUUUUUAACGCUGAUCAAAACCGAUGUUAGCUGUAAAGAAAAAAGAUUUCGACUCUCAUAUAUUCUACCUGUGGCAGAUAAUUACGGGAGUCACGCGUUUUUAGUACAAAUAUCCUCAAUAUUUUCAUUAGGUCAUAAAAAGAAGUCACUCCUCUCAUAUUCCUUCAGUUAAUUAACCAUUAAUUUAAAUAAAUACGAAUUGACAGAAAUAUUAAUAAAUAGAUUGUCAGGAGAAUAGUUCUUUUCUUA
This is a messenger RNA of Ceratina calcarata, 3799 nucleotides long. RefSeq names its product glycerophosphocholine phosphodiesterase GPCPD1. Gene Ontology annotation, molecular function: starch binding; glycerophosphocholine phosphodiesterase activity. The coding region runs from base 597 to 3191 and encodes 864 amino acids. The transcript has 15 exons. The record is from RefSeq and is a predicted model, not a curated record. Gene Ontology annotation, biological process: glycerophospholipid catabolic process. NCBI's taxonomy places the organism in Eukaryota, Metazoa, Arthropoda, Insecta, Hymenoptera, Apidae.